Messenger RNA from Colletotrichum karsti, 981 nucleotides. RefSeq lists its product as uncharacterized. The record is from RefSeq and is a predicted model, not a curated record. The transcript has 4 exons. Bases 1 to 981 code for a protein of 326 amino acids. Gene Ontology annotation, molecular function: arylformamidase activity. NCBI's taxonomy places the organism in Eukaryota, Fungi, Ascomycota, Sordariomycetes, Glomerellales, Glomerellaceae.
AUGGGAAGUACAACAUUGCUGAGAAAAGGCUCGCGGCCUAGCUUUGAUGCUCUGCCUCUUCGCCAGGGCGACCCCAAAGCAUCCGCGUGGGGCUUAUGGGGAGGCGAUGAUGAGUUGGGGACUUUGAAUAUUCUCAACUCAUCUUCGAUCAAGAGUGCUGCGUCAGGUGUGAUUCACGGAGAGACAAUACCGCUCAAUCUCCCGUUGAACGCCUUCAUACAGCCCAUGAACCCUGUUAGAAAGCCAUGUUCUCAUAAACUCAUUGCAAAGGGCCACGCGAACGACGACGAGUUAGACAUGAACACUCAAGGAUCAAGUCAUUGGGAUGGCCUCCGGCAUUAUCCCUACCAAGAAACCCUUCAAUAUUACAACGGCGUGACACAAGAUGAUAUUUCUGGCUCGAACGCGAAUUCGAAACUCGGAGUGCAUAACAUAGCUCAAAAGACUAUCACUGGACGUGGAGUACUUUUGGAUUGGUUCUCCUGGGCUACUGAGCAAAACAUCAGCAUCGAUCCCUUUUCAGCUCACGGCAUUCCCCUGUCCGAGCUGGAGGCCGUAGCAGCUGCACAGAAAGUUCAGUUCCAACCCGGUGACAUCCUUCUCGUCCGCACCGGGUGGCUUCAGUCCUACAGAGCCCUCCCUCUGGAGGAACAGGCCGCAUUGCCACAUCGGAAAGUCCGCUCUAGUUGCGGGGUGGAGGCGAGCGAGGAGGCAGUUCGUUGGCACUGGGAUAAUGCGUUUGCCGCUGUGGCAUCUGACACCGUUGCCUACGAAGCGUGGCCGAGCCCGAAGCCGUGGGGCGUGAGCAUGCACGAAGUUUUCCUUAGCGGAUGGGGAAUGCCGAUUGGAGAGAGUUUCGACUUGGAAGAGUUGGCUUCAAGAUGCAAACAAGAACAAAGGUGGUCUUUCAUGUUUGUCAGUGUGCCGUUGGCCGUUCCUGGAGGGGUUGCGAGUCCACCAGGGGCUGUGGCUAUUUUGUAG